GGCCGCCGCCGCCGCAGGGCCGGCGGGAGCGAGCGGCAGCCGGCGGCAUGAGGCGCGACCCGGCGCCCGGCUUCUCCAUGCUGCUCUUCGGCGUCUCGCUCGCCUGCUACUCGCCCAGCCUCAAGUCGGUGCAGGACCAGGCGUACACGGCGGCCGUGGUGCUGGAGGGCAAGGUGCAGUCCGUGGCCCCCCCCGCAGGCGGCGGCAAUGACAGCCGCGGCGCCUCCGGCCCCGCCGGAGGGGUCCUGGUGAAGGUGCUCGACCUGUGGCCCCUCAACAGCGGCGGGCUGCAGCGGGAACAGCUCAUCAGCGUGGGCUCCAAGGCGCCCUGCUUCAAAGUGAAGCGCAACCACCGCUACAUCUUCUUCCUGGAGCCCACAGAGGAGCCGCUCGUCUUCCGCACCGCCUUCGCCCCUCUCGACACCAGCGGCAAGAACCUCAAGCGGGACGUGGCGCGGAUCCUCUGCGCGGACUGCGCUGUCCCUCCCAAACUGAAGAAACUGAAAAGCCCAAACGUUCACGUUGGUGAAAAGAUCUCACUGAAAUGUGAAGCGACUGCUGGCAACCCUCAGCCAUCCUACAAAUGGUUUAAAGAUGGCAAAGAGCUGAAGAAGAGCAAAGACAUCCGGAUCAAGUAUGGGAAUGGGAAAAAGAUUUCCAGACUGCAGUUCAACAAGGUGAAGCUGGAAGAUGCUGGGGAGUACAGCUGCGAAGCGGAGAACAUUUUAGGGAAAGACACCGCAAAAGGCAGCCUGAAUGUGAGAAGUGGAACAACGAAAGCACCACAAGUUUUACCAGCCUCAGAAACUAAAAUAGUUGUUAUGGAAGAAGAGUUAACCACAACUCUCUCCUCCUGGUCUGGGCAUGCUAGAAAAUGCAACGAAACAGCCAAGUCCUAUUGUGUCAAUGGAGGAGUAUGCUACUACAUCGAAGGGAUUAAUCAGCUGUCUUGCAAGUGUCCGAUCGAAUUCACAGGAGACCGGUGUCAGCAUUUCGCAAUGGUCAGCUUCUCCAAGCAUCUUGGAUUUGAAUUAAAGGAGGCAGAGGAGCUCUACCAGAAAAGAGUUUUAACCAUCACAGGAAUCUGUGUUGCCUUGCUUGUGGUGGGCAUCGUCUGUGUGGUAGCUUACUGUAAAACCAAGAAGCAAAGAAAACAGAUGCAUAAUCAUUUACGACAGAACAUGUGUCAUGCCCAUCAGAACAGGAGCCUUGCGAAUGGGCCAAGCCAUCCGCGUUUGGAUCCAGAGGAAAUCCAAAUGGCUGAUUAUAUUUCUAAGAAUGUUUCUGCCACCGAACACGUGAUCCGGAGGGAAACAGAGACAACCUUUUCAGGAAGUCACUCCUGCUCACCAUCACAUCACUGCUCCACAGCUACUCCAACAUCCAGUCAGAGACAUGAAAGCCACACCUGGAGCCUGGAGCGGACGGAGAGCCUGACUUCUGAUUCCCAGUCUGGGAUCAUGCUGUCCUCGGUGGGAACCAGUAAAUGCAACAGCCCUGCAUGUGUGGAGGCGCGGGCCCGCCGUGGGGCUGCCUUCUGCAUUGAGGACUCGCGGCGGCCCACGACGCAGUACCGCGACUCGGUGGACUCACUGCGGGACUCACCACACAGCGAGAGGUACGUGUCGGCCCUGACCACACCAGCACGCCUGUCGCCUGUCGACUUCCACUACUCGAUGGCGGCACAGGUGCCCACCUUCGAGAUCACCUCCCCCAACUCCGCGCAUGCCGUCUCCCUGCCGCCAGCAGCUCCCGUCAGCUUCCGCGUGGAGGAGCAGCAGCCGCUACUGCGGCGGUACCAACUGCCCUUCCAGGACACGCAGCGCUACGACAGCUACUACCAAAGGAAGACCUACCUGAACGACAGCAUGGGGAGCCUGCCCUCCAGCCCCUUCCGCAUCACGGAGGACGACGAAUAUGAGACGACGCAGGAGUACGUCACAGCGCUAGAGCAGCCAAAGAAAACAGCCAGCAGCAACAGGCGGUGGAAAAAGUCCAAACUGAACGGGCACGUCCCCCACAGAGCCAGAGCUGUCCGGGACUCCUUCUCCUUCAGCAGCGCCUCUUACAGCGAGUCUGAUGAGGAGCUGGUGGCCGAGAGCACGCCCUUCCUAAGCACUCAGAACAAUGAGGCGACAAACACAGAGUCGCCACCGCUCCACCGGCCGGGCGACAGCCGGACUCAGCACCCCUACAGCCGGCACAGCGCCCACGGGGGCAGCGGGCGCAGCAGCCUGGCGCACACGACGCCCAAACGAGAGCCUGACCCCCUCUAGGUGCCCGGCCGAUGUACCGCACGGGGGAGGCGGCGGAGGGAGGCGGAACAAAACGAGACAAAAAUAAAUAUUUUUAUUUUAUAUAAGAGAGAAAAAAAUAUAACAAAUAAAAUGUUUUAUUUUCAUUUUAGCGAAGUUGUCUUAUAAUAGCUAACGGCAAUGACUUUUUUAUAGGGAAUCUCUAUUUAUAUGUAAUGUCUUGAUUUACAGCUUCCGAGGAAAAAAAAAAAAAAAGUAAAAAAAAAAGAAGAAACGAAAACAAACAAUAAAGUUAAAAAAAAAAAGGUGGGCCAAUUUUUGACUACUUAAAAAUAGAAACUAAAACUAUCGUGGUGCCUUUUGCUGUAUGCUAGUGCUGGGAUUCAUGCCGAGGAUUCUGUUUCAGUAGCAUUUUUAAGAUCAUAGAUUUUUGUUUGGGAGACGACCUGUCACAAGGGUGCUCUUCCGUCGGAAGAAAACAGCCUCGCCACUCUGCCCCGUACCCUGCUAUUAGCAAUCUUGUUCUUUAAGGUAUUGUUUAAUACACACUAAGGACAUGAGUGGGAGCAUUUCCAUUACCAUGUCUGAUGGGGAUCUGUCUUGCCCUGUAAAAUACUUGUAUUUUUGCUUAAAUCAGGAGAAAAAGAAAUCCAACAGCACCAUCCCGAAAUGCAGAAACGAUGUUUCUUUUGCCGCACAGAAAAUGAGAAAAUGAAAUCAUGCAGCAGCAGCCCUUAACAAAUAGCUCUCAACCUUUGGCUGUUCCCCGUGGGUCCAAAGUUGGGUUGGCACAGGUCGGUAGUCCAAUGUGUGAGACAUCUGUGUGACUGCGGCAAAAUACAGCCCUGUUCCGUAUGGCUCAGUCUGGCUCACUGCAGCCUGCCCUGGUGGAUGGGUGGCAGCGCACGGCGGUCCCGGUGCCUCCCAGGACUUGGUGCCGUGCUGGCCGUGAUGUCCCCAUGGUCAUGGUGUGGCAGUGGCUGUGGCGCUGUGCAGGCUGCAGUGCUCCAUGCGCCGUGCUUGGAGCCAUGCCUGGCAGCCGCUGGCCGUGCUGCCCUGGUGCCUGGCUCUGGCCCCGCUUGCAGACCCUCGGAAGGGCAGCAGGCCCCUGAGGGGCAACCCAGCAAGUGGUUCCUCUGUAGCGCCGUGACAUGCGUUGUAAAGGCAGUUGUUACCAUAACAUUUUGCUGUCGGUGACAGACGUCGCGUUUCCGAACUCAGAGCAGCUCUGCCCGUUGGCUCUGUGGCGCAAAGAGACAGUCCUGUGUGUCCGGGCAGCAGAGCAUCCCCGUGGAAGUGCCCCUCUCUCCUCAGUUUUCUUCAGCCCUCUCUCUGCAGCAAACCUGUUUACAUUGUAGCCUGACUUUUUUCUUUUUAUAUUUUUACUUCUGCAUGUCCUUUGCAUUUCAGAUACUGUAGAUUGGAUGCAUGGUGAAGCUGUGACUGAGAAGAUAAUACAACAAUUGACAGUGUAUUUCAUUUAACUUUUAGCAAUAAAGUAACUAAACCCUCUAUUCCUCACCCAUGAUGGGGUCAGAUAGAAAACUCUGCUAAUUUGUCAUAAGAUGAUUGUCAAAGUUUGCUCUGGAUUGUCUGAAUGUCAGAACUCUCGACUGUUUAACACUUGAACAUUUUUUUAUACUAUAAAUAAAAUAAGAAACAACAAUCUG
Molecule: messenger RNA, 3925 nt
Organism: Gallus gallus (chicken)
Lineage: Eukaryota; Metazoa; Chordata; Aves; Galliformes; Phasianidae
Gene: NRG2
Product: neuregulin 2
Exons: 12
Coding region: 48-2276 (742 amino acids)
Biological process (GO): intracellular signal transduction; animal organ development; nervous system development
Molecular function (GO): signaling receptor binding
Source: RefSeq, a predicted model, not a curated record